AUGAAGAACCCCACUACCAUCGGCUUUGCGACACUAAUCGGCGCAUCUGCUUUGCGUAUUGAUUCUCGAAGCGCACAAGAAGUCAUUGCCCAGCUGAACCUGGAGCCAAACCCAGAGAAGGGCUAUUAUCGACAGACAUUCGAAGAUAGCGGGAAAAAUAACAACCGGUCUUACUCUACAGCCAUUUACUACCUGUUGGAAGGUGAAGUGGGCGCUUCGUACUGGCAUCGUGUCAUCGAUGCUGUUGAAAUAUGGCACUAUUACGCCGGCGCACCAUUGCAACUCGACCUUUCCUGGAAUAACGGAACGGUGACCGAGCACAAGCUCCCAGGAAAUGAUAUUUUCAAGAACCAGGCUCCACAGAUCAUUAUUGAGAAAGGACAGUGGCAAAGAGCUACCAGUUUAGGCAGUUGGACGCUCGUUGGGACAGUGGCACCGGGCUUCACCGAGAAAGGAUAUGAAUUACCGCCACCUGGAUUUCAGCCCAACGACGGUAGAAAAUGGUCAUGA
Molecule: messenger RNA, 510 nt
Organism: Exserohilum turcica Et28A
Lineage: Eukaryota; Fungi; Ascomycota; Dothideomycetes; Pleosporales; Pleosporaceae
Exons: 1
Coding region: 1-510 (169 amino acids)
Cellular component (GO): intracellular anatomical structure
Source: RefSeq, a predicted model, not a curated record